AUGGAUUCGCCAUGGGAAGCCUGGGACGACGAGUGGGAACUGCCACCGCGGAGUCCAAAGUACAGUCCACACAGCCCUUCAUACUCUCCAACCAGUCCCAAAUACGGCCCGUCCAGUCCAGGAUACAUCCCGACUAGCCCCAAAUACGGUCCAACGAGUCCUGAUUUCAGCCCUUCAUCUUCUGCCACGUCGAACAUACCGGAGAUGAAUCUGAACAAUCCAUUUUCACUUGCGAACGCUCUUCAAACAGCGAGAUCAAGAGACGGGGCGCUUGCUCAGACAUCUGAAUCGCGCGGUUCAGUUCACGACUUGGUGGAUCGCACAAUUUCGAGAGAUGAUACCUCACAGAUGGAGGACCAGUGCUGGUAUAUCUUGGGCCAGACUCUACAAAGCUCGCGAGUUUUUGAGAGAGCUAGAUCCCAUCGCAAAGGAUCCGUCUUUAGGGUUAGCGCUCCAUUUGAAAACCCCUCACUCCGCUUCGAACGGCAUGAAGUGUCACCGAUUGCAGGAAAGAAGCCCAGGCGGACGAUGAUCGACAUACCCGAUAUACAUGACAGCCCCGACAUCCCUCAGGUGAAACGGGCCGAUACCAUGCCGUAUAGCCAUGAUAGGCAGCAUGCAGAUGAUGUGCCCUAUUAUCCGUAUCCACUGCGCCCUGAAUUCCGCGACCCAGGUGAUACUCGUCCAGGCUUUGCUCGUGGGGAAGACCGAAGUUCGGUGCUAGUAUCACCCCAGGGUCAGCGACUGCAGCGCUCUGGGAUCACCAGCUAUGGCUACGAAAGCCCUCGACUAAGCGUACCUCUUGACCGUCGCAGCGUCAGAGCCUAG
Molecule: messenger RNA, 828 nt
Organism: Zasmidium cellare ATCC 36951
Lineage: Eukaryota; Fungi; Ascomycota; Dothideomycetes; Mycosphaerellales; Mycosphaerellaceae
Exons: 1
Coding region: 1-828 (275 amino acids)
Biological process (GO): transcription by RNA polymerase II
Molecular function (GO): DNA binding
Source: RefSeq, a predicted model, not a curated record